Molecule: messenger RNA, 1690 nt
Organism: Archocentrus centrarchus (flier cichlid)
Lineage: Eukaryota; Metazoa; Chordata; Actinopteri; Cichliformes; Cichlidae
Product: OX-2 membrane glycoprotein-like
Exons: 6
Coding region: 32-874 (280 amino acids)
Biological process (GO): heterotypic cell-cell adhesion; negative regulation of neuroinflammatory response
Cellular component (GO): cell surface; axon; neuronal cell body
Molecular function (GO): cell-cell adhesion mediator activity
Source: RefSeq, a predicted model, not a curated record
AGUAUACUGAGUCCACAGCAGUGAAGCAAAAAUGUUCCUCCUCCUGAUUGCUAUUUGUUGGCUGUCUCAAGCCUCGACUUCACACAUCACUCUACAUGGAAAUAAUGUAGCUGAGUAUGGCGGCGAGGCGCGUUACAAGUGCGCACUAUCAAACUCCUCAGGUGUGCUUCAGGUCACGUGGCAAAGGAUUGUCCAGGGCGUAAUGGAUAGCAUGGCAACCUACAGUGAGCGCUUUGGCCGGGAAGUAACCAAGCCUUACCGUGGAAAACUGCUUUUGACGGAAGCGUCUUUCAGCUCCGCGUCCAUCACGCUAAUGAAUCUAACAUGGAAAGAUGAAACCUGCUACAUCUGCUCUUUUAAUAUUUUUCCCGAUGGCUCCAAAAUGAGACAGACUUGCCUCAAAGUGCAAGGAAUAUCAGAGGUGAAAACAAUGAACCACACUCUCAGCGGUGGAGACGGGAAGGAUAGUGAAAUUGUGUUUAGCUGCUCCGCUACAGGGAAACCAGCUCCGACCAUAGAGUGGAACAUUUCAGCGGAUACCUCCCUAUCAGACCAACCGCACUCCGUGAUAGUAACAAACAGCGACCACACCUUCACCACCAGCAGGAACGUAACCGUGAAAGUGGCUCCUGGAAGGAGUGGAUACGUGGAUUGCGUGCUGAACCGUGGAAAGCUGGGAGAGAGGACCGAGAGGAUCCCGUUCUCUUAUGGGGAAGCAGAGCGUACUACAUGGGAAAGAGCGGUUCCGUCGGUGAUCGUUUUUGUCGCUGUCGUUGGGGUUGUUUCCAGCAUUGCUGCUGUCUUUUUGAUGAGAAGAAGGUCAAAGAAAAGGGAAGAAUACAGGUCUGCCACAGAAGCAUUACAAACAGCUUAGGGAUUUUUGUUUUGUUUUGUUUUGUUUUUUACAUAUGAAAUGUGAAUUAAGCUAAAGCUUUGGCAGGUAGGUUUUAACGUAGGAAAGAGCGCACCUGUCCAUUGCCAUUUCUUGAGAGCUGCAGUACUCAGCACUUUAACUGCAUGGAGCUUCGGCACCAGACUCUGAAUGUAAAAAUAAUAAAUAAAUAAAAUCAGAAUAUCAAGGAGAAAUAGUGAUGCAAAACCUCUUGGAUCGGAUAGAAAUGUGAUUUUUUUUUUUUAUUUUUUUCAUAGUCGCAGGCGGAAGUUUUAAGCAGUAAACCUCAGUGUUGUGCAAAGCUCGAGGACUGCAAUGCGGUGCUGUGGUUCCCUGUUUUCUUUAAGCAUAGCGAUCACGAUGUGACCAUCUCACACUGGAGUUUUAGUGCCAUCUAGUGGACUCAAAAAAAAGAGUAAAUGCAGUGGUCCACAUGGAGCAAAUACCUCAAAUAUAAGCGAUGCUUAUCUCUAAACGUGUUACUUAAUGUGUUUAGUAAAUUUUCACAUGCAGUUUGGCACUUUUCCAUCAGUUUGCACGUCAGUGUUUGUAAUUCUGAUAUAUGUAUAUAUAUUUUUUUUCCUUAGUAAUGCAGCGCACUCAGUGGACACACACGUGCUAGCACCUAACGUAAAUGUAUAUUUCAGAUUCUGCCAGUUUUAACUGGAGUUAAAUACAUGUGAGUGGUAACGUCUUAAUUAUUUGUGUGAAAUAUUUAUGCUGAUGCAUUUUAAAUAAUUUAUUGUCUCUUCCCAUUUAUUUAAUAUUGUUGAGCGAAUUAAAUAUGUCUAAAUGUUG